CAAGACUCCAAUGAAAGAUAAUCCUCGUUUAUAAUCUCCUACCUUUUGAGUGAAAAGUUUCAACCCGGGUGUCUACCUCACCCGACUCACUAGCGUCAGAAUAUCCCACUUGAAACCCCCCUCCUGGGGCGCGCCAUAAAUGAGGCUUAUUCUUCAACGAAUUUUGCAGCUAGAGUGAUUCUAUCGAGUCAUCAUGUCUUUUGGCUUCUCAGUGGGCGAUAUCAUUCUCUGUUCUCAGAUCGCUUAUCGCCUGUUCUCGUCCGUCACCGACGGGCGCAAGAAGGCCGCUCGUGAUUUGAAAGAGCUCGAGGAUACUCUUUUCGGUCUCUACUGUGCCCUCAACCAUCUCCAAAGAGAUCAUGAAGCCAUUCUAGCGAAGGCCUCUGCCAAAUCUAAGGAGAAUUUAGGGCAAGUGCAUGUGCAGCUGGGGUACAUGAUCAAAUCAUGUCUUGAGACAUUGGAAGAACUUGAUAAUGCCACAGGCCAAUACCGUGAAGCAGCCCCAGAAAUCGCACGUCCUGUGAUUGGCAAUCAGCUCAGUAUCGCUGGACUGCCAUCAUCCCGACCGGCCAAGACGUCAUUGAAGAUUCAAUGGAAGAGGGUACUAUGGGAUCUACGCGGAGAUUCGUUGAGUAAAUAUCGGACGAAGCUGCAAACACAUACCGAUUCUAUCAAUUUACUCUUGAGUACCUUUAUAUGGUCCGCUACUAAUCGCAUUGAGAAAGACAACACACAUCAAUCUGAGAAGCUGGACCAAAUGCUGCAAGAAGCGUCUCGAUUAAACAACAACGCGUUUCAAAUAUUCCAAGCGUUAUAUGCUAACGUGACCACACCACAACUCCAGCCUCCCUUCGGCUCGCAAGGUCCAAAGCAUGAUGGCGGACCAAAGGUGCAAGAAAAGCUAGCUCUACCAGGCCCUAUUCAAGUCCCAGUGGGUGCGCCUGGAUCCGAAAAGUCGGUCUAUGGCUCCAUGCAACUUCCCAAUCCUACGCCCCGAAUUCUCACGGUACUCCCUUUCCGGCCUGCAGCGGCAUCGCAUAAAGCAAAAGUAUCGGUAUCGGAACGCACGAUAGGGCACAGCGGACAGUACCUCAAAUUGCCAGAGAAUAUUCAAUCCAUCAAUGAGUCUCGUCGAGUCGUGGGCGAGAAGCAGCUCGAAGAGCGCAAGCGACAACUCGCUUUCGUUUCAUUGCACCGCCAGCUCCCUGUACCACAGACCUCCCCGCCAAAAAGUGGCACUGCAGCAGUCGACAGAUUGAAUCGUCAGAUUGAGGAUAUCUUCCAAACGCUGACUGUGCCGGAGAUUGAUAGAAUGACAACGAACAAGGACUUACAGACGGACAUUGUCGCUUGGGUAUCCGGACUCGGGGAUAUGUCGGAACAAUUACAUCUAUCUCCUCCAGUGUUUGAGUUUGAUAAGCAGGCGAGGAGCACAAUGAUACGGGAGCUAUCUGAGCUACUUAUCACGUUGAAUCGUCUCAUUGAAGACAGUCAGGGAGGGGUCCGAGGGGUCUUUUACGAUGCUAGCGGAACUCGAAUCGAUCAUGUCUUUGCACAAGUGAGAAGCUUAUCAACUUUCUGUGAGAAAGAGAUUGAAGAAUUUGAGGAUGAAAGGAAAGACUGGAACGAAAAUCACUAGAAUCUAGUUCGUGAUGGGAGGAAGCUGUUCUGAGAUAUUGAGACCCGAGUCCUGCAGUUGGAUCAAAGAAUGAAAAGUUGACUGGAAACAUAGAGCAGCAAACAUAAACCCAGCAACUAGAAGAGAAGCACCUUAAAACUUGCAAUCCCAUCGACUUUCAAAAACAGACUAAAAAACACAAACACUUCCCUCAUAACUUGAGCACUCGUUGCCCACAAAUGACCAAAUCUUGGCAUAGAACUACCUAAAUUGCCAGUAAUAACGGUCACAUUCCUCAGUCGCAAGAACCAUCACCAUCCUCUCCUAUAACUCCAUAAUCCAUAUGUGGCCGAGUCGAGGCCGACACGCACUCUAGCGUGUUACAUACUAUAGCCCUAUCCAAUCGUGAGUUCCUAUCCCUAACUUUCAACAUGUGAAACAUACCGCCCCGUUUCGAUUUCUUGGUCAACGAAUUAUCCUGACUCGGAUAACUGCGUUUAGCGGGGUCACUCGCCCCGCCGCGUCGGCCUGUCGCGGACGCGGAUGCAGUGGGAGGAGCCGACUCAGCCCUAUUAGAUUGCCUCGAGGCUCCAGAACCAGCGCCAGCAUUUCUUCCCGCAGGGUGCAGUGAGAGGCUUGGCUCUCGAUACGGCUCUUGGAAUUCAAGGUGGCCUUUGAAAUAGUUUGAAAGUACGCUCCUUGGCGUUGUCUUUGGCUUUGGCCAGAGAAGGCGAUCGUUCACAGCCCGUAGGUUAUCGGACACGUUGUUUG
Penicillium brasilianum is the source of this 2389-nucleotide messenger RNA. The record is from the annotation of a GenBank genome assembly. NCBI's taxonomy places the organism in Eukaryota, Fungi, Ascomycota, Eurotiomycetes, Eurotiales, Aspergillaceae.